AUGCGUACUCAAUCCACUCUCUUCUUCGCGCUGGCCGCUUUUUCUUCUACCGCAUUUUCCUCGCCUCUUACCGCCGAGAUUAAGGCAGCUAUUGUAGCUGUUGGACGAGACUUCAAUAACCUCUCAGAGCGUCAGGUCACUGAGAUUGUAGCAAUCGCAGAGAAAGCACAAGCCGAUGAUGAGCUUUCCAACAUUCAGGCGGCCUCAGCCGCUGUUCACUCUCAAAGAAGAGGUACACCAACAGCUGAGGAGAUUGACGCUCUUCUAGCUGCUAAUGCUGCCAGCCAUGACGGCGAGACUGUCGACAAACGAGAUGAUUAUGAGGAUAUUAGUCAAGAGGAAAUCGACGCUCUUCUUGCUAACGCCGCCAAUCACGGUUCCGCUACCGAGAAAAGACAAGACGAUUACGAAGACAUCAGCCAGGAAGAGAUCAACGCACUCCUUGCCAACGCUGCCAAUCAUGAAGGCGCCACUGAGAAGAGACAAGAUGAUUACGAGGACAUCACUCCAGAGGAAAUCAACGCUCUCCUCGCUAACGAGGCAAAUCACAACGGAGAUUCCACCGAGAAACGACAAGAAAUAAGCCAGGCGGAGAUUGACGCUCUUAUUGAGGCUAAUGCCGCAACUCAUGCCGGAGAGGCGGUUGACAAGAGACAGGAUGUUUCCCAAGACGAGAUCGACGCUAUUCUAGCCGCGAACGCAGCAAGCCACGCUGAUGAAACUACCUCUGACGAGAGUGGUGAAACAGAUGCGUCUGCACUGCAAGCUCAAUCUGAUGUUGUUCAUGCUAGCUCGAAGAGACAGCAGGUCACUCAGGAGGAAAUCAAUGCUAUCAUUGCUGCUAAUGAGGCAGCUCAUGCUGAUGAGACUACGGAUUAG
This is a messenger RNA of Glarea lozoyensis ATCC 20868, 879 nucleotides long. RefSeq lists its product as uncharacterized. Bases 1 to 879 code for a protein of 292 amino acids. The record is from RefSeq and is a predicted model, not a curated record. NCBI's taxonomy places the organism in Eukaryota, Fungi, Ascomycota, Leotiomycetes, Helotiales, Helotiaceae. The transcript has a single exon.